AUGAAUUUAGUAUCCCUUCGGAAAACGUUUACUAACAUUAAAGUGUAUCCUUGGUUCCAGGUGUCCGCGUGGGUGACAGAGCUGGUGCUGACGUCCACUCCGGAGGAUAGAAAGGCCACGUUGGCCUGUAUCCUGAGGAUCGCGCUCACCUGUUGGAAUAUAGGCAACUUUAACGGCGCCAUGGAGAUUGUAGCUGGACUCAAAUCUCACAAACUGAAGUCGUUCUGGUUCAGUAUAUCUGACGAGCCGCUGCCAGCCCUGGACUUCCUCUCAGCUGCCCUGCUCACAGCUGAGUACGAGCGAGCGUUGGGUCGAGCUCUCGCUAUGCCCGAGUGUCGACUCAUACCAUUUUUUGGUGCUUUCCUCAGAGAGUUAAGGUAA
Molecule: messenger RNA, 381 nt
Organism: Parnassius mnemosyne (clouded apollo)
Lineage: Eukaryota; Metazoa; Arthropoda; Insecta; Lepidoptera; Papilionidae
Source: the annotation of a GenBank genome assembly